Lachancea fermentati is the source of this 1122-nucleotide messenger RNA. NCBI's taxonomy places the organism in Eukaryota, Fungi, Ascomycota, Saccharomycetes, Saccharomycetales, Saccharomycetaceae. The record is from the annotation of a GenBank genome assembly.
AUGACAGAAACUCAGCAGGAAUUAAGACAAAGACAAGCUCAAUUCGCCAAGGAGCUUUACGGUGAUGACAUUGGUGCCAAGUCUGGUCUCUCAGCAUUACUCUCCAAGAACAACUCUGCACAACAAGAAGCCGUGGCCAAGUACUUGCGCCAUUGGGACGGUAAAACAGACGAAGAGGCCGAGCAACGUCGUUUGGAUGAUUACAACGAGGCCACACACUCGUACUACAACGUGGUGACCGAUUUUUACGAAUACGGCUGGGGUUCCUCUUUCCACUUUAGUAGAUUCUACCCAGGUGAAAGUUUCUCGGCCAGUGUCGCUCGUCACGAACACUAUUUGGCGUACAAGGCUGGUAUCAAGGAAGGAGACUUGGUAUUGGAUGUGGGGUGUGGUAUCGGUGGUCCAGCUCGUGAGAUUUGCACAUUUACCGGUGCCAAUAUCAUUGGUCUAAACAACAACGACUACCAACUCGCCAAGGCCAAGUACUACGCUCGCAAGGCCAACUUAGAUAAGAAGCUGGAUUUCGUUAAGGGUGAUUUCAUGAAGAUGGAAUUCGAGCCAAACACCUUCGACAAGGUGUACGCUAUCGAGGCCACCUGCCACGCCCCAAAGUUGGAAGGAGUGUAUGGCGAGAUCUACAAGGUUCUAAAGCCAGGUGGUGUCUUUGCUGUUUACGAGUGGGUCAUGACUGAUAACUACGAUGAAACGAACCCCGAACACCGUAAGAUCGCUUACGAAAUUGAGCUCGGUGACGGUAUCCCAAAAAUGUUCCCAGCUGACGUCGCUCGUGAGGCGCUACGCAACGUUGGUUUCGAAGUCCUCGAGGAAAAGGACUUGGCUGACAACGAAGACAAAGUGCCAUGGUACUACCCUCUAAGUGGUGAGUGGAAAUACGUGCAAACCAUAGGAGACUUGGCCACUUUCUUCCGUACUUCUUAUCUUGGCCGUAAGGUUACAACCACUAUGGUCACAGUCAUGGAGAAGAUUGGUAUCGCUCCAAAGGGUUCUCGCGAUGUCACUUUGGCCCUAGAAGAGGCUGCUGUCGGUCUGGUUGCAGGUGGUAAGAGCAAGCUAUUUACCCCAAUGAUGCUAUUCGUCGCCAGAAAGCCAGAGGAGAACUAA